GGGCCCAACCUUUUUCUACGCAUUACGUAAAGUAUUUGUUAUCGCCUACAUCUCUUCUUCUUCUUCUUCUCGCCGCGAGAAAAAGACAAGGCCACCGUCACCGAUGGCACGCGACGCGACAUCGACGUGGUCCGAUCUCCUCGGCGGCGUCAUCUCCGAGUCCCACCGCAUCGUCGCCGCCCACUCCCGUCACUUCCUCGCCCUCUCCGUCCUCUUCCUCCUCCCUUUCUCCUCCAUCCUCGUUGCUGCCCCUUCAUUUUUCUUCACCUCCGCCCCCUCCACCUCCUCCCUCUUCUUCUCCCAUCGCCACCGCCUCCCAUCCCUUGCACCUCCUGUCCUCUUCUCUUUCGCCGCCCUAUUCCUUCUCUCCGCCUCCGCUGCCAUCUCCGGUAGCGCCCACCAUGGCUUCUACGGCCGCCCCGUCAAGAUCCUACCCGCCCUCCGCUCCCUCCCCGCCCGCCUCGCCCACCUCACCGCCACCCUCGCAGCCGCCCUACUUCCCCUCGCCACUCUCUUCCUCCUCCUCGCCUCCCUCCUCCUCCUCUCCCUCAAAGCCCUCACCUUUCUCCACCUCCCCCCUCGCCUUUCCCCCUUUCUCUACUCCAUCUUCGCUGCCUUCGCUUUCCUCGCCCUCCUCCACCUCCAUCUCACCUACUUCCUCGCCGGAGUCAUCGCGAUUUUGGAAUCGAGUUGGGGUUUUGCGCCGCUCCGCCGCAGCGCCUACCUGAUAAAGGGGAUGCGGCCCGCUUCCCUGUGCCUCAAUCUCUUCUUCGCGGUCGCCAUCGGGCUCACUCUGUGGGGCUGCGCUGUGGGAAAUCCGGGGAGCAUGGCGGCGGCGGCGGCGAUCGCCCGCACGGUGUUCGCGACGGGGAUCACGGCGGCGUUGCUGCUGUACUGGAUGGUGGCGGCCGUGGUGGCGUACAUGUACUGCAAGGCGUUGCAUGGGGAGCUCGCCGGGGAGAUCGCCGAGGAGUUCGCAUGGGAGUACGUUUCCCUCCCGUUUCACGACCGCUCGGUGCCGCAUGCUGUUUCGGUGAUUCGCCGGUGAGAUCGCAGUGGAGUUGUUGAAGAAAGUACAGUCAAAGGAAGAUUUUAUCGAAUCUUAAAAGAUCUUUAUGCGUAGAUUUUAAGAAGUAUCUUUGUAAAUUUUUUUCAUGAUCUUUGGUUCUUUCCAGGCCUCUCAAAUCAAAUCACAUACACUGCCGUUGUUAAUC
This is a messenger RNA of Zingiber officinale, 1214 nucleotides long. RefSeq lists its product as uncharacterized. The transcript has a single exon. NCBI's taxonomy places the organism in Eukaryota, Viridiplantae, Streptophyta, Magnoliopsida, Zingiberales, Zingiberaceae. The coding region runs from base 104 to 1048 and encodes 314 amino acids. The record is from RefSeq and is a predicted model, not a curated record.